Molecule: messenger RNA, 7684 nt
Organism: Glossina fuscipes
Lineage: Eukaryota; Metazoa; Arthropoda; Insecta; Diptera; Glossinidae
Gene: Asx
Product: polycomb protein Asx
Exons: 11
Coding region: 1011-6323 (1770 amino acids)
Biological process (GO): animal organ morphogenesis; positive regulation of transcription by RNA polymerase II
Cellular component (GO): PR-DUB complex
Molecular function (GO): chromatin binding; DNA binding
Source: RefSeq, a predicted model, not a curated record
AGUAACUAAAAGGAAAUGAAAAUAUCAGUGAACUUCUAAUUAUACCAUCAUUCGCAAGGAGAACUUAAUAAAUGUUUGCUAGUUAAUAAAAAAAAAAAAAAAAACAAAACCCAAAUAGUUGUACGCAUUGUACAUUGUAAAUUAUCGAGAUUAUAUGAAAACAUAAUCUGCAGACAAGCAGAAAAUUGUAGUUUAUGUCGACUUCGUCAAAUAGUUUUACAAAAAUAUUGUAAAAUUUAGAGAUUUUAUAAUGAAAACAAGUGCAGAUGUAAUUUGGUAAGGAGCAGCAAUGCAAACGCAAAAACAAGCUUGUAAAGUAAAGUAAACUUGCUGGAUGAGUAAGGCUGCCAGACUCACAGCUGUGUUUUAUUGUUGUUGUCAGAAGUAAACAACGAAAUUUUCUCAUAUGGCUGAAAUGCGCUAAUAAAAAGUAUCAAAUUUAAAAAAAUCUACUAUUGAAAGAACGCAACGCGAUUUGAAAAAGACAAGUAUUAGAAGUUUCGAAAAUUUUGUUGUCAAAUUAGUGAAAGGAACAAUAAGAGAUAAAAGCGGGAGAACUAAAAGACUAAAACAAGAGUUGCCAAAAUAUUAUAAGAGAAAAUUGUCGAAUUUUUUCUUAUUGCGAGAAAAGUAGUAGAAUUUCAGGUUGCAGAGAAAGAAAAACUAUUACCAGCAAAAAGAAAAAAGAAGAGAAAACCGAAAAUGGUAAUUCGGAAAUUUAUAGAGUUCAUGAAAAAUUUAUAUAUGUAAAGAUAAUUUAUGCCAAAAUCUAAUAUUGAAUAAAUUUCUUUCGCAAAAAACCAAUUGGGCAAUAAUAAAAAGGGUGAAAUGCUCUCAAACAGGCAGUUGCUCACCCUACGCCCGCAUCUUAUAUUAAACAAGCAUUAAACUAUAUUAGUGGUCUUUGAGAUACGACAAUGAUUUUGAUUAUAAGUUUUCUUUCAGUAAUAAUAUCACUUGAAUUGGGACAGAAAGAGUAAAUACCACCAUCACUUUGUUGCGGGCGAAAUAUGAAAACAGCAAGCACGGAUGCAGCUGUAUUAUUAACAAAAUACCUUUUAAAUACCAAGUUUAAUUCAAAUGUAUAUGGGGAUCCUCCCAAAGAACAGAGUUUUGUAGUUAGUGGUAACUUCAAUCAUACUGAGAUGAAUUCAAAUAUGGAAGGGACCACGACAACCCAUAUCAACCUGUUAGAUGAUGAUGACGAAAAAGAUCCUUUGGCAUUGGAUACUUCCUCGGGAGGGCGGAGUUCUACGGAGGAUUCGCAAAGCAGUGCUCCUACGAGUUCAAAACAUUCACACAGUUUAAGACGUCAUGUUCCACGGAUAAUAGUUAAACCCAUACUGCCGGAUAAAAAGUCCACGACCAUGACGAUAGCAGCAAGCAGUAUAAGUGAGACUGCAAGCACUACCGUGGGCCAAGCGAGCAGCUCUGCCAAUAACUGCAGUCCAUCCAGUAGAGGCAGCAGUAGUCGACGUAUACAACAACAACAGGCUAAGGCAGCAAUAGCUGCUGCUUCGGCAGUUGUGACAAACACGACAACAAGUACCAUGUCUUCAGCAGCACAACUCCCUACAGCGAUAACGCAAGCAUCAACGAUGCGUGAAGUUUUGGCCUCAAUACCGGGAUUCAGCAUAAAACCGCGCAGAAGAUCGAGUAAAAAAAUAUCAACUGCCGCUCAAAUUGAGCAGACAAAAGAUGGUAAAAUUGACUUGGAAACUCCUGAUUCAAUUUUAGCAUCAACUAACCUUCGGGCUUUACUUAAUAAGCAAACGUUUUCUAUGCUCCCACCUCUAUACCAGUAUAAUUUAAUACAGCUACUGCCCAGCGUGGAUCGCGAGGCCAUCGAAAUGGAGCACAAAUACCCGCCUAACACUGUACCUACGGAAGCUAUACGACUGGGUCCAUCCAGUCUUAAUAAUGAAUUCUUUGCACGUGCUUGUCUUGAAUGGCGCGAACGUCUUGCUGAAGGAGAAUUCACUCCCGAAAAUCAAAUGAAACUUAAAACAGAAGCGGAGCGUGAAAAAAACAAACUAGACCCUUGGAAGCUAAAACAUUUUGAACCAAUAUGGGGUGAGAAAGCCGCAAACCGGGCAAGCAGCAGCCGUAGCAGUGAGGCCAAUUUACAUAGUUCUAAGAGAAGAGCAGAAAGUACCGCUGUAACGCAGACGAUAACUUCGACAUCAAUCACCAGUGCCUCGAGUUCCAGCAUACAUAAAGUCGCAAGUUCUUCCUUAGAUCCCUCAACCUCUAGCACAACUUUCAAUUUCACUAAUAUGCGAGAUACUCAAACCCUCCCCUUUAAAAAUGAGUCGGAAAAACUCUCAAUCGCGACUGUUAACAAAGAAAGCUUUACCAGCGACAAAAAACUAGAACAGAUACCUGCAAAUUUGAAUGCUAAGCACCCGGAUAUUGUCUCGAUAAUUAACAUUAAGGAGGAAGAUGAUAUAAAGAUAAAGACUGAAUGUACUCAGGAAAUGAGUAUUUUGGGCAAAGCCGUAAGAAAUAAUGACAACUCUUCGACUUCCUCAAUUAUAGAUGCUUCAAGACGUGGAACUAAGCGUUCUUCUGCAAGUCCCUCGUCAAAGGAAAGCUGCAAAAAAUCCGAUGAGGCUACCGAAGAAAAGCAAUUAAAAAUGGAAAUUAAACAUUUGGGCAAUGUUCCUAGAGAAUUGUCAUCGACGGGUAGUGGUGGCAUAUACACUAAUGAGUUAUACUCAACAACAAAGGUUGUAAGUCAAAUCCUAACUUCAACAAAAAAGGAACCCAGCGAAGAUGUCAUUGAUGCAUUAGUAAAAGUAACAGCGACAUCAGUGUCAAAUACGUCUCAGUACCUUAACCCGCCUGAAAAUAUUACCACUAACAGACAGCAACUAUCAAGGGCCAUACACGAGGGAAAUGUUACCUGUGCCUCGAUUAGUAUGACUGACGGAAACCCUUCUAUGUUAGUUAUGCCUUUGUUGUCAAAUAGAAACAGUACCUGUGAUAGUACACCACAUAGAGAAAACGAUGCCAUGGAAUGCGACGUUAUGGUUGCGUCUACGGAUCAGUCGGCGUCCCAAAUUGAAGAAGUACCCUUAGAUUCCGCAAUACAACUGGAUAAUUGUACAAAUAAUACCUUAGAUGAUGACGACGAUGAUGAUCUAAUUGAACAGAAAUUUGCAGACGCUGAAAAUUAUGUUUUAGAAUCGGGUGAAGUUAGCACUGACAACAGCGCAGAUUCUAAACUUGCAAAAUCUAAUAUUAACACAAAUACAAAUGUAAUGACCACGCCUCAAAAGUGUUCUUCGAACGAGGCAGAUUUUGAAUACAAUAUACCUCUUGACCAUGUUAUUAGCACUCAAGGAAAUUGUUCCGAUAUAAUUCAAGAGAAUAUGCUCUUGAAUACGACGAGCAUGCUAUCAUCUGCUGCAGCAUCCAAUUCGCCUUCAUCAUCACUAACUUCAGCUAUUUCGUCGUCGGCAUCCGGGUCAUCGUCGUCGGUUAGCUUAGCCGAGAUGAAAGCUAUGAUAUCGUCGGUUGUUUCGUUUGCCGGUGCUCAGAAUUCAGUUAAGUCAGCUCAAGCGAUACAAUCGCAUAAUGCGACGGAAAAUAGCCACAAUAAAAUAUUUCAUCACUUACAACACGAUUGGAAUUUCGGAAAUAUCAAAAUUGAGGAAGAAGAUCAUCCUACGUCAAGUAAUUUCAAUAAUUUAUUGCAAUCACAACAAGGAGUUAUAAUUAAAAUAGAUGGCAUGGAUGUGGGCGAAGUAGGAGGAAAUCAACCGCCGGGUGUCUCUGCUACGGUUGAGAUUAACAGUAGUGAUCAGGAGGCAAGUGGUGAAAGCAGCGCACAAAAUAUUAUGGAAGAGUUCAUAGAUGAUGACAAUAUACUAGACGACGAUGAUGGAUGUAUGAGUGACAACAGUGCGGUUAAAGUGAUUGUGGGUGAAUUGCAACAACAACAUCAACAGUUAAUGCAAUUACAACAACAGCAACAUCAACAACAAGCUAACGGUGCACCCUUACAAAUGACAGCGCAACGACCCUUAGAUGCUCAAUAUCUGCAACACCAGCAUCAACAAGAACCCUCCGAGCCACAUUCGCAGCCGCCGCAACUGAACGAUUAUAUUGGAGAGUUGUCAACUGAAGUUAUGUGUGAGGUUCCAAUGUCCGCUGCUGAAAUGGAAGUGUCCAGCACGGUCCUUACCAGCAGCAAUUCUAACGAUAGCACUAAUGAUAUUAGUUUAUGCAGCAGUAAUAGCAGCUCAGUAAGUCUAAAUGCAAGCGGUAGCCUUAAUCAAGCCCCGCCAAAUUUGAGUCGCCUGCCUACCCAAACAAUUCAGAAUCCACCGCAACAAAGACAAAUACUCGUUGAUUCAAAUGGUCAAAUAAUCGGCAACUUCUUGCUUCAGCAGCAACAGCAACAACAACACCAGCAAUCGCAGCAACACUUGCAGCAGCAGCACCAACAACAACAACAGUUACUGCAGCAAGCAGCUCAACAAUUUACAUUUCAGGCUGCUCAACAGCAACAUGCAGUAUCGACGUUAGCAGCUCGGCAGCAGCAGCAACAACAACAGCAGCAACAACAUCAACAUCAGAUGGCCAACAAAAUGCUACCUGUGGUACGAAAAUCAUUUGAAUUGAAUACUAACGGUCAGCCACAUUUUCUCACGGGAUCUGGCAGUGUCCAACCGUCGACACCGGUGCCACCCCAGGCGUCCAUAGAGGCGACACAUCAGCAAUUGCAGCAAUACUCGAUGCCACAGCAGCACCAAACACAACAGAGAAAUUUUUUACCAAAUCCAGCACCGCAAAGCAAUAGCAGUCCACCCGGGCCUCAAAAUUUGUUAACCAAUCAUCAACAGCAACAGCUGCAAUUGCAGCAACAAUUACAUCAGCUGCAACAGCAACAACAGCAAUUAAAUACAUUUCAAACAUUGACUACGCAAACGCAACACCAACAGCAUCAACAACAACAAACAAAUUCUUUAGCCACAACUCCCAAAUAUAUUUCAAAACAAUUAAGUAUCAUCUCAAUGCCAGCACGGUCAAGCGUAGCUUCCACAACAGUUGCCAUUCCGUCCACAGCUACUACCGCCGCACCUCAUGCCCUGAAUGCAUUUAAUGCUGUGCUCAAUAAUUCAUCCGCUGCAAACGUGCUAAAGGCGUUACCACCUUCUGGGGUACCAACUACAAUUGCACAGCAGAGACCAUCGGUGAAAGUGCCUUCGAAUAAAGGGCGUAAGACGACAUCAAAGUUACCACCAGGAGCGGUUAAUCUCGAGCGAAGCUAUCAAAUCUGUCAAGCUGUCAUACAAAACAGUCCGAAUCGCGAAAACCUAAAAGCUCAGUUAAGACCACCAGCAGCUCUUUUAAACCAACAACAACAACAAACUGUGCAAACUUCCAAUUCUGCAGCGCUGGCAACCACCGCAGCAAAUGUGCUGAAAACACAAGACGAUGUAGUUGUCAAUGCUGUGACAACAGGACCAGCAAAUAGUCUGCCAAUAGGUUUACCCACUAACGUAAUGGGGGUAGGCAGGCCAGGCGUAUACAAGGUUAUUGGGCCUAGAAUGGGAUUUCCUCGUAAAAAAUAUGUACAACGCAAAUCAUCGCCCACUCUUAUACGUCAUGUGUUUGCGAAUCAAGGAACCACAAUGCUACAGGCGGCAAAUGCAGCUGCUACAAACGUGGGCAAUCAACAGUUAACAAUUUUGCAGCAGCCAACCGUACCCAGCCAGAGCGGGCAGCAUGUCUCGCAUGUCCAAGCACAUGAUAUUCAUCAUAAUGGGAAUGGCCAAUAUGUGCUUGUGCAUAGGGCUAAUGUAGGUGCGGCCGACAAUCAGGCACCUCGCGCUUCUAGUGCUCCCCCAGUUCCUCAAAAUCAGAAUCCGAUUCAUGGUUUAAAUGGGAUAUCAAUAACAGGACGCGGGCGUCCUGCUUCGGUUGAUGUAGACACUUUCAAUAGUACUUUGCAAGAUAUGCAAAACUCAUUACAGGUCAACAAUCCCAACACACAAAUUGUGAGAAGAAAUCUUCCAGCAGGUAACAUCUAUAUUGAAGGACUGGGAGUGGGCGAAGCAACUUCUAAUCUUGGGGAUGGUAGCGCUAAUUAUAUAGUAACUACAACAACGUCGGGUAUGUCGGGCAUUAUGGCUAGUGGAGCAUUGCGUUCAAAUCAACAGCCCGGUGGUGGCAAUAACAGCCCCAAUAACUUAGAUCCCAAUAACUGUGCCUGUUCUCUAAAUGCCAUGGUUAUAUGCCAACAGUGCGGAGCUUUUUGCCAUGACGACUGCAUAAGUGCUUCGAAAUUAUGUGUUUCUUGUGUAAUUAGAUGAGGAAACUGUUGCAAGCCGAAAAAUCUAUAGAUAUCCAAUGUCGUCAAACACAGCGUUAGUCAGUAUUCGCUCUCAAUGAUAAGAUUCUGAUGAUGAUGAUAUUCGGACUUCUGGAUGAGUGAUUUUUUUCAUAUGUCAUCAAUUAUGAAAUGUGGGAGAAAUUUAUCAUCUCCAAAAAUCAGAAAGAGUUUUUUUGUUAAAGUUCUGUUUUCUCUGUCUUUUCUUCUAUUUUUUAUGUUUUCCUUUUCUUUUUUUUUUUUAUUGUUUUCUAACAAUAUCUCUAAUAUUUUAUGCAAACUAAUUAAUCAAUUCUCCUCACUUUACAUACACAAAUACGAAUACACACACAUUUAUGUAUAUGCAUAUAGUGGGAUUUCUUUUUCUUUUUUUCUUUUUUUUUUUGUUUUAUUUAUUUUUUUUUUUUUCUUAAGAAAUUGUUUAGUUUUUUCCAUUUUUUUAGUAUUUUCGGGAACUCUUACGCAUAUGUACGUAUCGACAUUUUCUAUGGGCAUGAAUUAUAGUAGUUUUAGAGACUCGUUUAAAGUUAUAAUAUAUCAACAAAAUAUUACUUGAUAACAAAAAUUAAGAGAAAACAAAAAAAGUAAAAAGCAAAUCACAUUUGUAGUUGUUUCAAAAACACCAACAAUUAUAAUUAAAUUUUGAAAAUAUAUAAUGAAAAAAGAAAGAAAGAAAUUGAAAAGAAAUGCCCUUAAUAGGGCAAAUAAGAUGGAUAUGAAAGAAAAGAAAUACAAAUUUACACACAAAGAAGAAAGGAGGUGAAAGGAGGUCAAAUAGCGGAAACGAUCACAUAGGGAAACGGAAAGAGGGAGGGAGGGGGUAGAAAAGGAUGAUGAACAAAGUGAAAUUUAGAAUUUAAUUUGUUUAGAUUGCAUAUAUGGAUGUAUGAUUAUAAUAAGUUUUUAAUUCGUUAGAUUUUAGUAUUGUCGUGUUUAUUCACAAAUGUUUCUCAUCACAUUUCUUUCAGAAGUUAUUUCCUUCUUACAUUGACGACUGAAUGCGCGAUUUAGCGUUUCACAGUUAAGUUGACGUGUAAGAUAUGUUAGCGGCAUUGUCGUCAUAAAUAUGUUAAAGGAAUAUAUCAUCAAUUAGGAUAACAGGAAAAAUUUUUCAAAACUCGUUCUCAUUUAUAUAAUUCUAUUGAUUUAUAUGAAAUGGACAUCUUCUUUCGUUCCGUAACGUGAACAAUGAAUGAAUGAAUGAAUGAAUGAAUAAAUUGGAAUAACAAAAUAUUAUAUUUUAUUAUAUUUCUUAUCUCCCGUUUGUGAUGUUUGUGAAUAGUAAUUGUAAAUAAAUCAACUUAUACAUCCGUACAUAUGCAUACAUACAAACUUACAUACAUA